AUGCCUUAGGAUUCAUAAUUUUUCAAGAUGAACUUCGGGAAUCAGAAAAUGUCACUAGACUAUCAUGACCUAAGUUAAGAUCUUAAAGACACCCAAAGGAUUUCUUAAUAGCAGCCUAGAGCUUUGAACAACGAUCUUUAAAACCUAUUGGAAAUUUCCCCUAAGAUUAAAUCUAAACGUAUUAGGAGAUAAUCAAUCAAAGGAGGUGGAAUUAAUUAUUAAGGUUAAGUAGGGAGUAUACUAAAUAUACAAGGUGGAGCUCAUAACUUAGUCCUUAUUUAGGAUAAUGAAGAGAUGAAUACUUAAAAUUACAAUGAUAUUAAUAAUACUCAAAAUAUAGAAACUACUUUCUCAACUUAGUUACAUGGUGAAACAAAUAUGAGAACACCUGUUCUAAGACUAAUAAAAAAUUCUUAUAAAGCCAAGCCACUUAGAUAUACCUCUGAACAUAGUAAUAAUCAAGUAGGAUCUGAUAAUUAAAGCCAGUUUUUCGAUCAUAGAAGCAGUCAAAACACUCUUAAUGUUUCAAUAUAUGGAGGUGAAUAUCAUUUAGAUGAAUCUAAUCAGAACAAUCUAAAUCAACUUAAUAGGAGUGUCUAGAAUAUAAACUUAGACAAUCAAAGUCAGAUUAAUAAAAAUAAUACGAACUAGCUUAAUGCAUCCUAUGUUUCACUUUAAAAGCUCUAAACUAGUGGCAAUAGCCUUUAAAACCUUCCAAAGCUAUUUAACUUUUGUAGUAUUCAACAUAAUCUUGACCAGGGAUAAUCCCUUAGAGGAAAAAGCAAUUAGACUAUUUCAACCAAACUAUUUGUUCCUACUUAGCAAUACAAAAAUCCUUAGAGAUUUUUCUAAAAACCAUAGCUACUAAGAACAGGUCUUGAAUUAAGCAGAAGAUUAGAGAACAGCAAUAAGGACUUAAAUUCAAGUGGAGGUGAUCACAUUAAUAACAGUAAAGAUGGUAGUAAAAACAAUCAGAAUCAGCUGAACAAGUUCAUAAUCGAGCUAAAUCAUUAAUAAUCAUAAAUAAAUGCUAAAGCUUUAAAAAACAUUGAAAAUGAACUAAACAGAGCCAGUAUUUCUAAAGAUGUACAGAAGCCUCUUUAGAAAGCCUAAUUAUUCCAAAACAUUAAGUUCAAAGAACUGAGUAAAAAUAUUUAGGAUAAGAUUAAACUUUCUUAAAAUGACAAGAAAAAACCCAAAGUAUAAGAAAUCACUAUUUAGUAAGAGUAAAUUUUAACUGAUUAAGAAUUCCUGAGACUUAGACGAAGCCUUUAACUUCGCAAACUUAAGGACUUUAUUCAGAAAAAGAAUCAGAAAAUCCGCAGGAGAUACGAAGAAAUGAUUAACAAUAGAAACAUAGUAAUUUAACAGCGUGAACAUAGUAGAAUUACUUUUAUGUUAGAAAGUGUUCAAGUUAAGGAUAAUAUAGGCAAUACGAAUACUUAGUUGACUCCACUGAAUACACAGGGAAUGAAGCAUCACCUAGAUUUAACUUAGAUCUCUAAGAAUAAUGUAAGACACAGUGUAGAUGGAAAUAAUAUAUAGACUAUUGAGUUAUACAGAGAUACCCAUUCUAGCAACAGAAUAGAUAAUAGCAGCUAGGAAAGAGAUGAAGAAACUUAUAUGCAGUUUUAAGAACCUAUUUAUAAUGAUCAGUAUGUAGGCUAAACAAAUCGUAGGCAAGUCUUUCAAGUCAUCAAGAUACCUAACUCAAUCAUACUUGAGUGA
Molecule: messenger RNA, 1728 nt
Organism: Stylonychia lemnae
Lineage: Eukaryota; Ciliophora; Spirotrichea; Sporadotrichida; Oxytrichidae
Source: the annotation of a GenBank genome assembly